AUGUCGACCAAAAAUCAACAUAGCCACCACCUGCAUCACCUUGGAAGUUGGAUGCCGGCCGAUCAUGAAGCUCACAGAGAAUGGCUGGGUGGAGUGAUUAAGCACGUUGACAAAAAUGAAAAAGAGUUGCACCCAGUCCUAAAAGAAUUUCAAGAUCUGAUCGAAAACAACACGCGGGUAUACAUGCUUAUCGAAGGAAUGUUUGAGGAAGUCCCAAAGAAGAAGCCCUACAGCCAAGAUCCAACUGGCCACCCCGAAAUUCGAGACUACAAGCAUUUCCUCCAGGUUCUCAACCAUAUCCUCACCACUGCCCCUUCGUGGACCGACAAAGCUCACCGUGUCGGUCUGGUCGGUUUACCCAUUAAUGCAGUCCUAGACUGGCCAAUGGGCACACCCAGUGGUUACGCCGCAUUCCUCGACACAGAGAUCAAUGCCAUGCUCAAAAAGAUUCUCGAUGUCUGGGGUGAAUUCUUGCGUUCGCCUGAAUCGGCCUAUGUUCUGAACUCUACAUCAAAUGGCUGGUUCGGCAAGACCGGCCACCAAGAUUUGACUACCGUCGCGAAGAUUGGUCCAACGGCAACUAAAACCCUCGAGUUCCACGAGAUGUUCCACUGUGACCCCUCUGCCCCGAAUUAUGGCUACAAGUCAUGGGAUGACUUCUUCACCCGUCUUUUCCGAGAUGGAAUGCGUCCAGUUGCGGAACCAGACAACAAUAAAGUUCUUGCUAAUGCGUGUGAGUCGAGACCAUUCCGGCUCGCGCACAAUGUCAAGGCCCGGGAUAGGUUCUGGAUCAAGAGUCAGCCUUACUCGGUGCUGGACAUGUUGAAUCAUGAUCAGUAUGCUCAGCAAUUUGUUGGUGGAACGGUAUACCAAGCAUUCUUGAGUGCGUUGAGUUAUCAUCGCUGGCACACUCCAGUUUCUGGAAAGAUUGUGAAAGCAUUCGUUGCAGACGGCGCAUAUUACUCUGAGCCAUUGUUUGAGGGCGUGGGGAAUCCACUGCCUCAUGCACAAGAUAUCGAUAUCGCCGGCCAGGUCACCUCGCAAGGAUAUAUUACUUCGAUUGCUACUAGGGCUAUCAUCUUCAUUGAGGCCGAUGAACCGGCCAUUGGCCUAAUGGCAUUCAUUGGUGUAGGCAUGGCCGAGGUUUCUACUUGUGAUAUCACCGUCAAGGAAGGUCAGCAUAUUAACAAGGGAGAUGAAAUUGGUAUGUUCCACUUUGGUGGAUCAACCCAUUGUCUUCUUUUCCGGAAGGGUGUUGACGUAUCCGGAUUCCCUGAACCUGGAAUGGAGGAGAAUAUGCCAGUCCGGAGCCGACUCGCUGUUGUUGCAUAA
Messenger RNA from Penicillium verhagenii, 1332 nucleotides. RefSeq lists its product as uncharacterized. Lineage: Eukaryota; Fungi; Ascomycota; Eurotiomycetes; Eurotiales; Aspergillaceae. The record is from RefSeq and is a predicted model, not a curated record. Gene Ontology annotation, cellular component: mitochondrion. Gene Ontology annotation, molecular function: phosphatidylserine decarboxylase activity. Gene Ontology annotation, biological process: phosphatidylethanolamine biosynthetic process. The transcript has 2 exons. The coding region runs from base 1 to 1332 and encodes 443 amino acids.